AUGCGCCCCUCCGCCUGGUGUCGCGCCUGGCCGCUUCUGCACGACGGCUCCCUCGCCCGGCCUGCCCAGCGCCCCGGCGUCCGCACCCGCUCCGCUCCGUCGCUCGUGCAGCUUCGAUCCGCAUCUCCGCCCCCGCCACUCGCUCGACCUGGCUCGAUGUCCCGCGACUCGGCCGCGCCCGCCUCCGGCCCCCGCGCGCCGGCUCCUUCCCUCGCUCGCGCGCUGGCUCCACGCGACUCGGUCCCGUCCGGCGUCCCGCUCGUCGCCUCCGUCCUGCUCGACCGGCUCCCGAGCACCGCCACACCCGCGCCGGCCACUGCUUCGCCCCUGCCGGGCCGCCUCGCCCGCCCGCCGGCUCCCGCGGGCCGGCUUCGCCUUGCCCUGCUAGUCGGCGUCUGCCCCGUCGCUCCUCCCCGCGACCGGGUGCUCCGCGCCCGCCCGCCGGCUGCCGGCUGCGCCGCCUCCCGUCGUCCGGCUGCUGCCCCGGUCCGCACUCGGCCGCCCCGCCGCCUGCCCGCGUGGCCGGCUCCUCGCCCCCGCCGGCUCCGCCCAUCCACCUAG
Aegilops tauschii subsp. strangulata is the source of this 561-nucleotide messenger RNA. The record is from RefSeq and is a predicted model, not a curated record. NCBI's taxonomy places the organism in Eukaryota, Viridiplantae, Streptophyta, Magnoliopsida, Poales, Poaceae.